UAUCCCAGGUGCGCAUUCAUGCGUGUGUAGAAUUGGUAUUUGAAAUCGCUGUUGGAAAACAGGCAAAAGCACGUCUGCUUUUCGUUAGAAACAGAAACCAGUUCGUCCACUUUAGUUUGUGUCUCUGAUAAGACCAUGUUUGACGCGUCUUUACAAAGGACAUUAAAAAAAGUCUCAUGCAUUUCAACACAUUGGCAAAGCCUAUGAAUGCAUUGCCAAGCUGUGUUAUCGAAGUUUUGAAGAUGGCCAUAGGGAAGUGUAGAUACAGAACCGUAACGGCUUUCUGCAGUCGAAGAUGUUAGUCAGAGGAGUUGAGUGGAGUGCAAUCCGCAGAGCAGGCCAAAGGGUUCCCAGCAGGGAACCAUUCAUAACCUUCUGCCAUGUCUGUUAAAGAUGACCUGUACGCCUAUACCCUGUCCAAGACCCUCACCACGGUGUCCUCCCCCACCACCGUUGGGCUCUACUCCUCAUGUCCCGACCGCAUCAAUCAUAUCCUCCAACGAACACAAGUGCACAUGGACCGGGAGGCGACGAGGAGAGAGCAGCUGUUGGCCUACGGGAGCUCCAGACCUCGCUCGGUGAAGCCUUCUCUCUCUGGCCUGCUCUCGCUGCUCUUCAAGCUGCUCUUCUACCGGCCUGCCUGGGCGGAGGACCAUCACCAGGAGCACAUGCGCUUCGUCCACAUCCACUUCAGCGCCUGGCACUUCGCCGGCAGCGACCUGCUCUGGGCCGGGUUGGUGUUGAGGCUCUGCCACGCCAUGCAAGUCCACUUCGGCAGGCUGCCGCUGUCCCUGUACCGCACCGUGCAGCACUACGAGGAGGACGAGAUCCGCCAGAAGCUUGUGAAGGAAGGUCCAAGCUGCCUUAAACCUAAGAUGCUGUGCUGCUGCCCGCUGUGGCACUUCAUCCUCUAUGUCCUGAUUACCAUGGUGACCAUCUGCGUGGGCCUGGGGCUGUUCGGCUUCCCCGAGGAGGGGGACGAGGGCAUGGGCCAGGUCAAUGGGACAACCACCAAUCUUAUGGGUGUCGGUGAGGGCGUGGCCCUGGCAGCGCUUGGCGUUCCUGCUGCAAGCGCGGGCAAGUUCAUGGUUGACCUGGCGAAGAACCUUCUGCACAGCCAGAAAAGCAGACUCAACAGCAUCAUGGACAACGUACAGGUGAGCCGCCAGCUGGGCUUCAUGCACGAGGUGCGGAAGGAAAUAUGGCUGCUGUCCAACUUCAUCCACUUCAUGGAGCUGUUCGAGGGCCGGCGGAUCCGCGUCGUGAUGAGGAUCACAAAUCUUGACCGCUGCAGCCCGACGAAGAUCGUGUCGGUCCUGGAAGCCAUCAACAUCCUGCUCUCAGACCAGGGGAGUCCCUUCUUUCUAAUCCUGGCUGUCAACCCGGAAGUGAUCGUGCAGAAAGUGAACUUUGCUGAUGGCUGCUUGUGUCGCGAGGACCGAGCGUAUGCCUUUUUGAACCGCAUCGUUACUCUCUCCUUCACCAUCCCACCGCUGACGGAGGACUCCAAACGCAAGGUGUUCUACGGCCUCACCUACAAAUCAGACGUGAUUCUGACCGGGACACACAAGCGCAAACACAGACUGUGUUGCAGCAAAUCAACGCAAGACCAUGAGUCUUCCCUAGAGGACAUCCACAUGCCACUGAUGUAUACAACGAGGGAAUCCACGGAGGGGGUGGAGGAGGAAAUAGAGAACCUUGUCACCAUUGCCUUCAAAAGCUUCAUGAGUGACGGGGGCAGGCUGAAGAAAUACAUCUUGGACGACAGCAUGUCCAUGAGGCGGGUGAUCAACUCCAUUCGGAUGACGGUGACCAUCAUGAAAUAUCUGAAAGCCGAGGUUCCUCCACCAGAGGACAUUGCGGCCUGGGUGGUGUUGGCCAACUACUGGCCCUGCCGUCUCAGCUGGCUCCUCAACUGUAUGGAAGACGACCAGCAGAGACUAGAGAUCGACGGGGUCAACGUGUCGUACAGUGAGGACUCCAAGACCCUGUGGCAGGUCUUCAAGGAGUCCAGGGUGGAGCUCUACAUGAUCAGAGAACAGAUCGAAGAUCUCCUGGAGCAGGACAGCGAUCCAGAGACCUUUGAAAUGCUUCUGAAGAUCGACUUCCCGUUCACUAUAAAGGAUAUUGAGGCGUUUGCGGCGGCGACGGUGAACCUUGACCUCACGAUAAGAAAGGAGCUGGGUCAGAUCAGAGGGGUCUCCAAGCUCAAGGAAUCCGGGUGGACUGGUACCGUCGUGCCGCUGCCUAUCAAAUCCAUCAUCAACAUGAGCGUUGAGGAGGUUUGUUCAGAGCUGGAGAGGAUGCACCCUAAUUCUGAUUAUGCUAAGGUUGUCAGGGAGAAUGACCUUAACGGCUUAGCGCUGGUCUUCGGUGACGUUGACCAACUCAAGUUGCUCUUCCCGAUGACGCUGGGGCAGUGGACUGCUUUCAGGCUACGCUUCUGGGGCUUUUCCUCAGUCCGUCGACAAACUCCAUCUCAGUCACCCUGCCUCAGACGGCCCCAUCACGAACCACCAUCACAGCCUAGCUAGCCUUCAUGCUACGCUUCACGGAUACAUGUGUAAUCAUGAUAUACAAGCUGUGAAACAAGGAUAUCAGUAUUGUAUACGAUGUAUAAAUGUCCCAAAUUAUACAAUAUAUGGUACUUGGUAAACACAAGGUCACAGGCUACAUAUUAAACUGUAUUAUAUAUACAAUGUGAAAGCUUAAAAUGCUAUAUGAACAAUGUAUAACUAUUUAACUAUAUCAAUUAAAUCCAUUGAUUUAAUUGAUAUGGUAUAUGCAGAGCAGUAUUGGUGGAAGGACUGUUUUAUGUUGCACUUAAAAUUUUAAUUAUUGAAGUAAAGGAACCCACUUCAUUGGAAGUUAUAGUUAGUUUGUUAUGCUUGAAUUAAGAAAUUUACGUUUGUUAACAUUCAAACCAUUCUCAUCAUUGUGCAGUGAAUCUGUUUGUUUCUGGAAAAAGCCCUUUGCUCCUUAUUUAUUGCCAAGGACUUUGGGAAACACUCUUUUAUUUUGUAUUCUUUAUUCUAUCCUGGUUGUUAGUGCAUGGUUUCGUGUUCAAUUUGACUUUUUCCAAGACUUUUUCUCUUUUGCUCUAUGUUGUUAUACUUGAACAACACAAAUAUAUAUGCAUCUAAAUAUUAUAAACAACACUAUAGGUAUCUUAAUUUGCACUUGAAUGUGCAGUUUUUUCUUCUUCCUCUGGGAAUGGACAUUGAUCUAAUAUAUUGUACUGUACUUAUUUUAUUGUACCAGGGCUGUACAGAAAUGUCCUGUUGUUCAUCAACACUGUACAUGCAUUAUUCUUAUUGCAGGAGAAAAUGUACUCAAUACUAUUGUUAUGACUUGACUGUUUUCACCAAACAAUUUGCUCCGGUGAUAAACCGGACUCAACCUCAAUAAACAUUUGUGAGACUACACUUUGUGAUCACAAAGACAAUGAUUGAAUCCAUAGUAUUAACAAAUCAGUCUACAUGUAUCAUGGGGAAACCAUCCAGAUAUUAAAGUUGAUGUGACCUUGCCAAAUAAGAACUGUUUUCCCAUGCCCGUAGACAUGGCCCAUGUGUUCAUAUGCCCAGGGUAAUGCAAGUUAAAGCCACUGGACAUGAAAAAAGGUAAUUAAUCUUUACAAGGUGUAGCUGUGAAUACGACAGAAGAAACACCAUUCAGUAUUAUGUUGUGA
Messenger RNA from Gadus chalcogrammus (walleye pollock), 3688 nucleotides. RefSeq names its product NTPase, KAP family P-loop domain containing 1 (gene nkpd1). Lineage: Eukaryota; Metazoa; Chordata; Actinopteri; Gadiformes; Gadidae. The record is from RefSeq and is a predicted model, not a curated record. The coding region runs from base 381 to 2534 and encodes 717 amino acids. The transcript has 7 exons.